Messenger RNA from Brassica oleracea var. oleracea, 1014 nucleotides. RefSeq lists its product as uncharacterized. The record is from RefSeq and is a predicted model, not a curated record. The coding region runs from base 1 to 1014 and encodes 337 amino acids. NCBI's taxonomy places the organism in Eukaryota, Viridiplantae, Streptophyta, Magnoliopsida, Brassicales, Brassicaceae. The transcript has 2 exons.
AUGCAAACUCCUCUCAAUGGAGGAGGCAGUGACAAUCAAAACACUCCGGAAGCGGCCGUCUCUGCGGCCAACGCAACUGCUAACGCCGCGACGGUCGAGGAGUUCAAAAAUAUGUUCUCCGCCUACGAAAAGAGGUCGGAAGAACAGGAAAAACUCGUGGAUACCUUGACGAAAAAGGCCCAAACCUUAACGGCUAGGACCCAUGCAGUCCUCCCCCGCCAAGAACAUCGCGGCAAACGUCCUUCUGGACAGAACCCCAGCGAAACAUCCCCUGCCGAGAAACGGAACUCUGAAAGUCCUCUACCUCCUGCAAAGGACACAGAGGUCGAUGAAGUCGAGAAUGUCGACUUGGAUCCCAGCGACGUCUCCAACGAUACCGAGGAGGACGCUGAAAGACAUCUGAGAAGAACCAGAAGCCGAUCGGCUCAGGAAGGCUCCCCGUUCGAUAAACCAUUGACGGAAGAGGAGGAAAACCUCUACUGGAUCGAACAGGAGGAGUUGGCUGAGAAACAGGCCGAGAUUACUCGUAGCAAACGCCGACAAGCUCGGAAAUAUUCUGGUGAGAAAUCGGACAUACGCGACCUUCACGACUACAUAACCAAAACUGCAGCGGAAGUAAGGGCCGUGAAAUCCCAGAUCCAUCAUGCUACCAGCGCUGCCCCAGAGAUCGACACACUACUCGAGGGGGCUCGGAAGACACCCUUCACUGCUCGCAUCUCUGAUACGAGGGUAUCUGACCCAGGGAAAAUCAAAGUACCAAAGUUUGAUGGUACGACUGAUCCUAAAGCACACCUUCAGGCUUUCCACAUCACGAUGGGAAGGGCCAGACUGAAGGAUAGCGAAAAGGACGCCGGCUACUGCAGUCUGUUCGUCAAAAAUCUGGAAGGAGCGGCGCUCGAAUGGUUCGCACGCCUUAUGCGAAACUCCAUCAGAAGUUUCCGACAACUCGAGUCAGAAUUUCUCAAUCAAUACUCUAUGUUCAUAGAUAGAGAAACAUCCGAUGUCGACCUCUAG